AAGAUAAAAAGUUUGGGAACCACUAAUUUAGAGUAUGUGUGKGAAUGAUCUGAUCAUCUGACUGUUGACUGCAGCAGAUAUUAUUAGCAGAAAAAUAGAGGGCCUCAAAAUCACAUUUUGCUUAGGGCCCCAUGCAGGCUCGGUCCGGCCCUGUUUCAGGCAGACUGUAGCUGUAGAAACUACAGAGAAAUGUUCUGUUUUGGUCUCACAAGCUCUACUCCGAGAGAAAGAUACAAAUCAUUACAGUUUUCACGGAUGUAGCACACAACGACCACAGGAUGGCAGACUAAACAAACAAAUAAAAUAAAAUAAAAAACAUUGCAGAAGCUCGCUGUGUUGCCUUCAAGUGCUUUUACUUCUAACUGGACUAAAAACAUGCAACACGUAGCCUAUAGCUUUUUGCUGGAACUUAAUAAAUGRAUAGAUUAGUCAAAUUGUGUCUCAUAAAUUGCUACAGAAAAAGUGUUUUUGUUAUUUUAUUCCUGGACACACUAAGUUUGAAUUUCACCGGUUGAAUCCGAUUCAGAAACUCGAACAGACCCUGAAGGCAUCAUCACCACGUGAGACCGGGGGAGUUCAGUCUGAGUCCUGCAGCCAGCCGGCCGAAACGGAGCGGAGGUCAACCRGGCGUGAGUGUGCAGACUUCCAGCUUCCAUGGCAGCUUCUGCAGGAGCCGGAGCACCAAGCUGAAGGUCCAUCGUGGGACCCUGCAGCUCCCCUAGUGAACCCCAACCCUUGAAGAUCUAUCUGACUCAAGGAAACCAUGGGACUCUUCCCGGUUUACUCCACUACAUUCCUCUUUCUCCUCCUUUCUCUGCUCCUCCUCUGCUACCCCUGCAUCUCCCUCAGGUCUCAGGUCAUUGAACGAGCAGUCAGUCCUGAGCAGACCCACUCCUCGAAUAACACCACAGUGUUUGAAAAGAAGAAAUGUGCAGGUGUUGUGGUGUGUAAACCUGGUAUUCUGUUGCCGGUGUGGUUGCCACUCAACCCUCCACUAGGGGAGCAGGCAGGAAGGGCUAUCAUCUACUUCUUGUGUCUCAUGUACAUGUUCCUGGGUGUGUCCAUCAUUGCAGACCGCUUCAUGGCAUCAAUAGAAGUCAUUACCUCUCAGGAAAAACAGGUGACCAUCACCAAACCCGACGGUGAAACCACGGUGACAACUGUACGAAUCUGGAACGAGACUGUGUCUAAUCUGACACUUAUGGCCCUGGGCUCCUCUGCACCAGAGAUCCUGCUCUCUGUCAUUGAGGUUUGUGGACAUAACUUUGAAUCAGGGGAGCUUGGCCCAGGCACCAUCGUGGGAAGCGCAGCCUUUAAUCUGUUUGUGAUCAUUGGUAUUUGUGUGUGGGUGAUCCCUGAAGGAGAAUCUCGCAAGAUCAAACACCUGCGAGUGUUCUUCAUCACAGCUUUCUGGAGCAUUUUUGCCUACAUUUGGCUCUACCUCAUCCUGGCUGUAAUCUCACCUGGGAUUGUAGAGGUGUGGGAAGCUGCAGUGACACUGUUGUUCUUUCCGGUAUGUGUCAUGUUAGCAUGGAUUGCUGACCGACGUUUAUUUUUUUACAAAUACAUGCACAAGCGSUACCGUGCCAACAAGAGGCAUGGCAUAGUGGUAGAAAUGGAAGGGGACAAUUCCUUCAAGGACGUUGACAUUAUCAUUGAUGGAAAAUUGUCAGACGGCAGUUUGUGUCCUGGAAACCAGUCUAGUGUGGCUGUGUCUGUGCAGACGGGUGGUGAACUAGAUCAGAACAAAGAAGAGGUGCAUCGUAUUUUGAAAGAUCUGAAGGACAAACACCCAGAUAAAGACCUGGACCAGCUGAUUGAGAUGGCAAACUACUCUGCUCUAGUUCACCAGAAGAAGAGUCGUGCCUUCUACCGUGUCCAGGCAACACGCAUGCUGAUAGGAGCUGGAAACAUAUUAAAGAAACAUGCUGCUGAUCGCAGACAACGUGCAGAAGGACAAGAUGCUGAAAAAGCAACAUGCUCAUAUAUUUGUUUUGAAAGUUGCCAAUACCACUGCACUGAAAACUGUGGCUCUCUGACUCUGGGAGUGAUCCUUGAUGGUGGCACAGGCCAGGACACAUUUUAUGUUGACUACUGUACAGAAAAUGGGUCUGCCAAUGCUGGAUCUGACUAUGAAUUCACGAAAGGAACUUUGGUAUUUAAACCAGGGGAAACUCGAAAAGAGAUCAAGGUGGGUAUCUUGGAUGAUGAAAUCUUUGAGGAAGAUGAACAUUUUUCUGUACGUCUUUCGAAUCUGAGGUUAGAAGAGGGAGGAAAUGAAGGAACAGGAACCCCACCCAAGGGUAGACUUGUAGAGCCACAGGUUGCUAUCAUCACUAUCCUGGAUGAUGAUCACGCUGGAAUCUUUACUUUUGGGCAGCAGGUACUGAGAGUAAGUGAGAGCACCGGUAUCCUUACAGUGACUGUGCUGAGGAAUUCUGGCUGCAGGGGCACAGUUGCUGUGCCAUAUCAUACAGAGGACGGCAGUGCCAAGGCUGGAGUGGACUAUGAGGAGGCCAGGGGAGAGGUGGAAUUUACCAACGAGCAAACCAGUCAGMCAUUACAGGUUCGGAUUCUAAAUAUGGAAGAAUACGAGAAGCAGGAAAACUUCUUCAUCAUUCUUGAAAACCCCAAGUGGCUGAAGCGAGGAUUUUCUGCACUACUACUUAACCAGGGAAACCCCACCCCUGAGGAGGAAGAAGCCAGGAGGAUUUCUGAAAUGGGCAAACCCAUUCUAGGAGAGCACAGCAGGCUGGAAGUCAUUAUAGAAGAAGCAUGCAGUUUUAAGAAUACUGUGGACAAACUCCUCAAAGACACAAAUCUGGCCUCUGUGAUCGGCACCCACUCAUGGAGGGAGCAGUUUGUUGAAGCAGUGACCGUAAGUGCAGGUGAUGAAAAUGAGGAGGGAGAAGCACAUCAAACACCCAACUGUUUUGACUAUUUCAUGCACAUACUGUGCAUUUUCUGGAAGAUUCUGUUUGCUUGUGUCCCGCCCACUGAAUACUGGAAUGGCUGGGCAUGCUUUAUUGUGUCAAUCUCUGCCAUUGGCAUUUUGACAGCCGUUAUUGGCGACCUUGCUUCCCAUUUUGGCUGCACCGUUGGCCUGAGAGACAGUGUCACUGCAGUGGUCUUUGUUGCGCUGGGGACUUCACUUCCUGACACUUUUGCCAGUAAAGUGGCUGCCACCCAGGAUCAGUAUGCUGAUGCAUCUGUGGGAAACGUGACUGGAAGCAAUGCAGUUAAUGUGUUUCUGGGCAUCGGUGUGGCCUGGACCGUGGCUGCUGCAUACUGGGAGGUCAAAGGAAAGGCCUUCCAUGUUGAUCCUGGAUCUUUGGCCUUCUCUGUCACACUUUUCACAAUUUUUGGCCUCUUCAGUAUGGGAAUAUUGAUGCUACGCCGAAGGCCAUCUGUAGGUGGUGAACUAGGAGGGCCACAGGUUCCCAAAGUCCUGACUUCUUUGCUCUUAUUCGGACUCUGGUUUCUCUACGUUCUGUUUUCCAGCCUGGAGGCCUAUUGCCAUAUACAAGGCUUCUGAGGGAGCGCAGCUGGAGAAAGUCACAUUUGCACACUGAUGAACACUUCACCGGGGCCUUCACCAUGAACUCUGUUGUGACACUAACUAUCUGUAGGAAUCAAAGUCACGAUGUGACAACUGCUGCCAUGCUUCAUAAAACACACUACACUCAUAAAUGUAGAUCAGUUUGAGUCCAUUGCAGGACUAUUCAAGUUGCACUGAUGAAUUUCUUUUAGAUUAAAUGAACGUUUGUCAUAAAGAACUAACAGUGGGUUAUGCGCUUCCAUCUCAUGGCUUUGAGGGUUGACGUUUCUCCACGUUAUAAAGUGGGAUCAUGUUAAAACAACUUAAUUUAACAACUUAUGAAAAUGAGCUGUGUAAGGGUAGUAUCUCACUGGGCUGCAACUUGUUGUGCCCUAUGAAAUUUUGUUAUUUCCAAAGCUGUUUAUUUAUCUGUUUAUUGAUAUUUUUAUUCCUUGUUUUAUAGUGUAACCACAUUCUGUCACAUAAAGGGUCUUAACUUAUAGUGAAUUAACAUCUCAACAGAUUUAUAAAAAAAAGUUUAAGAACUAUAUGAAAUUUGACAAUUUAAAAAAAAUACCAUCUCUUUCAUAGAAUAAAAUUUGUACGUGUUUUACAAUGUAAACAAAAACAGAAUGCAAUGAUUUGCAAAUCUUAUAAAUCCAUAUUUUUCACAAUGG
Austrofundulus limnaeus is the source of this 4215-nucleotide messenger RNA. It is a transcript of the gene slc8a2a, whose product is annotated as solute carrier family 8 member 2a. Gene Ontology annotation, biological process: cell communication; sodium ion transmembrane transport; calcium ion import across plasma membrane. The record is from RefSeq and is a predicted model, not a curated record. The transcript is spliced from 13 exons. Gene Ontology annotation, molecular function: calcium:sodium antiporter activity. Gene Ontology annotation, cellular component: sarcolemma; axon; postsynapse. The coding region runs from base 764 to 3535 and encodes 923 amino acids. NCBI's taxonomy places the organism in Eukaryota, Metazoa, Chordata, Actinopteri, Cyprinodontiformes, Rivulidae.